This is a messenger RNA of Mangifera indica (mango), 1135 nucleotides long. Its product is annotated as endo-1,3;1,4-beta-D-glucanase-like. The record is from RefSeq and is a predicted model, not a curated record. Gene Ontology annotation, molecular function: hydrolase activity. NCBI's taxonomy places the organism in Eukaryota, Viridiplantae, Streptophyta, Magnoliopsida, Sapindales, Anacardiaceae. Bases 311 to 1030 code for a protein of 239 amino acids. The transcript is spliced from 7 exons.
AUCAAUCAAUCAUCUCACAAAAAAUUGAAGUACACUCAAUAAAUGGUGCCUGUGCUCAGCAUAAGUAAGCAUCAUCUCCUAAGAAGGCAAGAAUAAUGGCUGUGUGAAAAAUAGUGGAGAGUCCGUCAAAGCUGCAACUUGAUUGGCCAAGAAAUGGAAGAAGUGAGGCGACAGACCACGUCGGAUUAUUCGACGAAAGCAGUGACGUGGUUUAAAUCAUUGUCUUAUUUAUAUAUGUCCUCCCAUCCCUAGAAUACAUCAAUCCAUUUUGAUUACCUCAACUGGGUCUGGGUGUAGUCUGAAGAAAACUAUGGCAAGCUCUCAGUGCCUCGACAACCCACCAAUCCUCAGCCCCACUUGUGGAGCUGGGACUGUCCAAGAACUUGGAGGCCUCAACACUUAUGUCACUGGCCCCUCUGAUUCUAAGCGCGCAAUUAUUCUCAUUUCUGAUGUUUUUGGCUAUGAAGCACCCCUCUUUAGGAAACUUGCAGACAAAGUUGCAGCAGCUGGAUUCUUAGUUGUGGCUCCUGAUUUCUUUUAUGGUGAUCCUGUUGAUCUGAGCAACCCACAAUUUGAUCGAGAUGCAUGGAGAAAAGUUCAUACCACGGACAAGGGAUUUGAAGACGCCAAACCAGUGAUUGCUGCUCUCAAAAGUAAAGGUGUGUCUGCCAUAGGGGCUGCAGGUUUUUGCUGGGGAGGCAAGGUGGCUGUGAAUUUGGCAAGUACUGAUGAUAUUCAGGCAGCUGUUCUUUUGCAUCCUAGUCGCAUCACUGUUGAUGAUAUCAAAGAGGUUAAGAUUCCUGUUGCUAUUUUGGGAGCUGAAAUUGAUCAUGCUACCCCACCAGAACAAGUGAAACAUUUUGCAGAGAUACUGUCAUCAAAAUCUGAGAUUGAUUCUUUUGUAAAAGUAUUCCCUGGUGUUUCACAUGGAUGGACAGUUAAGUUCAAAGUUGAAGAUGAAUCUGCUGUGAAGAGCGCAGAAGAGGCGCAUGAAGACAUGUUAAACUGGUUUACUAAGCAUGUCAAGUGACAGAAUCAGCCCUUGGUGGGAUAUUUGCACUAGGAGUCAAGUAACUGGCUCAGUAUUUUGACUAUCCUUGUAAUCUUCUUGAGUUAGUACAAUCUUUGCUGGAUA